Lepisosteus oculatus (spotted gar) is the source of this 1064-nucleotide messenger RNA. Lineage: Eukaryota; Metazoa; Chordata; Actinopteri; Semionotiformes; Lepisosteidae. The record is from RefSeq and is a predicted model, not a curated record.
UCCAGACCUGAUACUGUAUGUUGUGCUGGGCUGAACUUUAGUGCCGUGUUUGCUGACUGUGUAAAUAUCAGUGCAGUGCUACUUUGACAACAAAGCAGAGAACAUGAAGCCAACAGACUGUGUGUUCCUUGCACUUUUGGUGCUUGCAGAUGCUGUGGAUAUCCAGGUUUCUUGCUGUGCCUUAACUGAAAUUUCUAAACGUGGCACAGAAACCAAAACCUCUUGCGCCCAACUUUUUUCUGAAGGCUGCCAGCAAGUCUUUUUGCAGCCUGGAGAGGAGGGCAGUUUAAGAACGAGCCGGGACUGUGUGGUGAGAGUGACUGUCUCCGGGGGCUGUGUCCUUCAGCUGAGGAAAGGGGAUGAAAAGGAAGCAGGAGCCGGGCUCUCGCUGAAGCAAGGAGAGUACACGACGGGACUCGUUGAAUUGCUGAAGGAGCCAGCCUCCGUCUACCACUGCCAUUGCGGACAGCCCGAAACCCGGGCUCGGAGCAAAAGGGCCACGCACGAGGACUUCCUAAGACGUCAUCUCAUUUACCCCUCCCCGGUCCCGAACACCAACCAGGACUGGACCCAGCUGAUGCAGGACCGCGGAAUCUUCGGGCGGCCGUUCAACACCUUCCUCCACGGGGAGAUGGACCAGGUCAUGCAGGCCUUCGACCUGCAGGACAAGAAGCUCCAGUACAAGAACCGGGUGGGCUUGGUUCACUGGAGCAAGAACAGGAUGCCCACCACCAACGUCCGGCUGAUGGACAACGAGUAUGUGGCUGUGGUCCGGGCCCGCAUGAAGUAUGUUGCCAUGUCCUUCAGAAAUGGCCUGCCAGUCCAUUUGGAUAAAGUCUCCUCCCGGCCUCCACAGACCUAGGCAGAUUAGUGUAUUCAACCAGUGUGGCUGUAUUGUACCUGAUUUGGUUUUGGCAAUUCCAACAGUUUUAACAAUGCAUGGGUUUUAAGGUCAUGGACAAAAUGUUAGUGUUUCACGAUUAAGCUGACAUUGUUGUGUUCGACUACUUUCUAGUUAUAUACUAGUGUAAUAUUGUUAAAUAAACUGAUUUGCUGCAAUGGAA